Colius striatus (speckled mousebird) is the source of this 3208-nucleotide messenger RNA. RefSeq names its product VPS33A core subunit of CORVET and HOPS complexes (gene VPS33A). The record is from RefSeq and is a predicted model, not a curated record. The transcript has 13 exons. Gene Ontology annotation, biological process: vesicle-mediated transport; intracellular protein transport. Gene Ontology annotation, cellular component: lysosome; CORVET complex. Lineage: Eukaryota; Metazoa; Chordata; Aves; Coliiformes; Coliidae. Bases 10 to 1815 code for a protein of 601 amino acids.
GCGGCAGCGAUGGCGGCGCACCUGAGCUCCGGGCGCGUGAACCUGACGGCGCUGCGCGAGGCCGGGCGGCGCGAGCUGCGCGAGUUCCUGGACAAGUGCGCGGGCUCCAAGGCCAUCGUGUGGGACGAGUACCUGACCGGGCCGUUCGGGCUGAUCGCGCAGUACUCGCUGCUGAAGGAACACGAGGUGGAAAAGAUGUUCACGCUGAAGCCGGGCCGCCUGCCCCAGGCCGACGUCAAGAACAUCAUCUUCUUCGUUCGGCCCAAGCUGGAGCUGAUGGACAUCAUCACGGACAACGUCCUGAGGGAGGACAGAGGCCGCUCUCCCCAGAGGGACUUCCACAUCCUGUUCGUGCCGCGCCGCAGCCUGCUCUGUGAGCAGUGGCUGAAGGAGCAGGGUGUGCUGGGCUCCUUCAUCCACCGAGAGCAGUACAGCCUGGACCUCAUCCCCUUCGAUGGAGAUCUGCUGUCCAUGGAGUCUGAGAGCGCCUUCAAGGAGUGUUACCUGGAGAGUGACCAGACAAGCCUGUACCACGCAGCCAAGGGGCUGAUGACGCUGCAGGCUCUCUACGGAACCAUCCCGCAGAUCUUUGGCAAGGGCGAGUGUGCCAGGCACGUGGCCAACAUGAUGAUGAGGAUGAAGCGCGAGUUCCCCGGCAGCCAGAACUCCAUCUUCCCCGUGUUUGACACCCUCCUGCUGCUGGACCGCAACGUGGACCUGCUGACGCCACUGGCAACGCAGCUGACCUACGAGGGGCUGAUAGAUGAGAUCUAUGGCAUCCAGAACACUUAUGUGAAACUCCCUCCUGAGAAGUUUGUCCCGAAGAAGCAGGGUGAGGGUGCGAAGGAUCUCCCCACAGAACCCAAGAAGCUCCAGUUGAACUCUGCUGAGGAGCUGUACGCUGAAAUCCGAGACAAGAACUUCAAUGCUGUGGGGUCAGUGCUGAGCAAGAAAGCCAAGAUCAUCUCAGCAGCCUUUGAGGAAAGACACCACGCGAAAACGGUCGGGGAGAUCAAACAGUUUGUCUCGCAGUUGCCCCACAUGCAGGCAGCAAGAAGUUCUCUAGCAAACCACACCUCCAUUGCAGAGCUCAUCAAAGACAUCACCACAUCUGAAGAUUUCUUUGAUAAUUUAACAGUGGAACAAGAGUUCAUGUCUGGAAUAGACACAGAUAAGGUCAACAAUUACAUUGAAGACUGCAUAGCUCAGAAACAUCCAUUAAUCAAGAUCUUGCGUCUCGUUUGCUUGCAAUCUGUGUGCAACAGUGGACUGAAGCAGAAGGUUCUGGACCAUUACAAGAGAGAGAUUAUCCAGACUUAUGGCUAUGAACAUAUAUUGACCUUAAACAACUUAGAAAAGGCUGGGCUCCUGAAACCUCAGACAGGUGGCAGGAACAACUACCCAACCAUCAGGAAAACCCUGCGCUUAUGGAUGGAUGAUGUUAACGAGCAGAACCCCAACGACAUCUCCUACGUGUACAGUGGCUACGCGCCGCUGAGCGUGCGCCUGGCUCAGCUGCUGGCUCGGCCAGGCUGGAGGAGCAUCGAGGAGGUGCUGAAGAUGCUGCCGGGCCCCCAUUUUGAGGAGAGGCAGCAGUUGCCCACUGGCCUUCAGAAAAAGCGUCAGCAGGGUGAGAACCGAGUCACCCUGGUGUUCUUCCUGGGAGGUGUGACCUAUGCAGAAAUAGCUGCCCUGAGAUUUCUGUCCCAAAUGGAAGAUGGAGGCACAGAAUAUGUCAUUGCCACUACAAAACUGAUCAAUGGAACAAGCUGGAUCAAAUCCUUGAUGGAAAAACUGGAGCCUGCCCCUUUCUAGGCUCUGUGGUGAGAGACGGGCUCAUCAGCUUCUGUCUUCUGGCACGGCUGCUUGGAUGUCAGAGAAACACAACACUGAAAGAAGCUCUCCUGAGACAGCUCCUGCUGUGGUUACCUUCAUCCUGCUCUGCAUUUGUGUUCCUGCUGAUGGUGGGACUUCCUGGUAGCCAAGCAGUGCUGAAAGACUACCCCUGAAACAAACUCUGGGAGAAAGAGAUGCUCAUGGUCUGAAUUGGCAAACAAAGCAGUGAGGCUAUGGAUCAGCCCUGGGCCAUCUGGUUAGCAAACUGCUGCUUUUUUGAGGUUAGUUGUAGGGGGGGAUGUGAUUACUUUUUACCCUCCCAUGGUGCUGAGCAGGCAGGAUGUUUUCUGUUCCUCAUUUCAUACCAAUCUUCCCAGUCUGUUUUUCUGAUGCCUGAUGUGUUCCAUCACUGCACUGGAUCUGUGCUUGCACAGGGGAAACUGCUGUGAAGGGGAAUCAGCAAAGGGUUUUUUUUUUGCUGCACUGGAUUAGAAGCUUCACCCAAGUUAUGAGGGAGAUACUUGAGCCUUUUACUUCAAUUAUCCUCUGAAGGGAUGGGUGUGAGGUGGCUUAUUUGUCCUGGGUAUACCCACCUGAGUCUGGAAAGCUACUCCACAGUAUGAAUUGCAUCAGCGUGGCAGGAGCUGAUGGUUGAAGGCACACAGCCACUCCUUGCAUGGCCCUCGGGCCAAAAAUAGCUCCUGCAGUGACCCAGUAAACAGGGGCUUUACAACAGACACUUUUUCCACACCCCCUCCCCACCCCCCCUUGUUCAGUUUAUAAAUUGUGGUGCUUGGUGCCACAAACCGGUGUAGAGCUCAGAAUUACAACAUGGAAUUUUCCAUGGUUGUGAUGGCUGGGGCUGUGGUGCUGCUGAGCUGUUGUGUGAAGGGGCAGCUUCGGGCUCCAGAAGAUGCAGGAUUGGUAAUGGCCAGAGGCUGGGACAGCAGAGGAGGGUCUCUGCUGCUGCACCUCAGCCCCUUCCCUGGGCACUGGCAAUAGACUCACUUGCUUGAAAAGCAAACAGGCUGGGGGAACAGUUUCUCACUGCAUUUCACUCAUAGUUAAAAACAACUGACAAGAUACCCCACUUCACACUUUGGCUUCACUCUCUUAGCAAAGAGACUUUCUGCUCUUAGUAACUCUGCAGAAUGCAAACUGUGUGUUGUGUCAUCUCCCCUCACUCCACCUCCCCCCCCAAAAAAAAAAACCCUUCACUUUUUGAAGUUGUUCCACUUGUGAGUGGGGGUUUUGGACUCUUCUUUUCUUUUGCAAGACUCAGUCCUGCCAAGUCACCCCAUUUCCAGAGCCCCUCUGGCUGUUUAACUCCAGUUGGCUUCUCAGAAUAAAAUAAACAUGUAUUUGAGCUCUU